Molecule: messenger RNA, 2124 nt
Organism: Ambispora gerdemannii
Lineage: Eukaryota; Fungi; Glomeromycota; Glomeromycetes; Archaeosporales; Ambisporaceae
Source: the annotation of a GenBank genome assembly
AUGACCGAUUUUCGCAUUCCAAAACCAAAGUUUUUCGCUACCACAAAAAAAGGCGAGAACUAUGAACUUAAAGCAGAUCUAAACAGUGAAUAUCGAGAUCGUCGAAAGGAUGCGAUAAAAAAAGUUAUUGCUAAUAUGACAGUUGGAAAAGACGUGUCGGGAUUAUUUCCUGACGUGCUAAAAAACAUGCAAACAGAUGAUCUUGAACAAAAGAAAUUAGUAUAUCUUUAUUUGAUGAAUUAUGCCAAAACACAGCCAGAAUUAGUAAUUUUAGCUGUAAAUACAUUUGUGAAGGAUACCGAUGACGUUAAUCCAUUAAUUCGAGCAUUGGCCAUUCGAACGAUGGGUUGUAUUCGUGUUGAGAAGAUUGUUGAUUAUCUUUGCGAGCCAUUACGGAAAUGUCUAAGGGAUGAAAACCCGUAUGUCAGAAAGACAGCUGCUAUAUGUGUGGCGAAGUUAUAUGAUUUAAAUCCUACUUUAGCUACAGACAAUGGUUUUGUUGCAACCGUACAGGAUAUGGUUUCGGAUUCAAAUCCUAUGGUGGUCGCUAACGCGAUUACAGCAUUAGCUGAAAUUCAUGAGGCAUCCGAAGCAAAAGACAUUUUUGUAAUUAAUCAUGCGACCCUUAAUAAACUCAUGGCGGCUUUAAAUGAAUGUACAGAAUGGGGACGGAUAGCUAUUUUGACAGCAUUGGCAGAUUAUCGACCUGUCGACGAAAAAGAGGCAGAAAUCAUUAUUGAACGUGUGGUUCCGCAAUUUCAACAUGCAAAUGGAAGUGUGGUUUUAGCUGGAAUAAAGAUAGUCGUUUUAUAUAUGCGAGUAAUAAAAAGUGAAGAUCUCAUUCGUCAGUUAGUUAAAAAAAUGGCACCUCCAUUAGUAACAUUGAUCUCAUCAGUUCCUGAAGUUCAAUAUGUCGCGCUUCGAAACAUCAAUCUGAUAUUACAAAAACGCCCUGAUAUAUUACAAAACGAGAUGCGCGUCUUUUUCUGUAAAUAUAAUGAUCCACUCUACGUGAAACUAGAGAAGCUAGAGAUAAUGAUCAAGUUGGCAAAUGAAAAAAAUGUGGAUCAAUUAUUAUCGGAAUUGAAGGAAUAUGCCUCUGAAGUGGAUGUCGAUUUUGUACGGAAAUCCGUCAGAGCUAUUGGACAAUGCGCAAUCAAGAUUGAAGAAACUUCUGAGAGAUGUAUCAACGUGUUGCUAGAUUUGAUUAAUUCCAGUAACACAAUGUCGGAUAUUGGUAAUAGCAAAGCGAAUUACGUGGUUCAGGAAGCUAUCAUUGUAAUCAAGGAUAUCUUCAGAAAAUAUCCACGAAAAUAUGAAGGAAUUAUCCCUACAUUAUGUAAAAAUUUGGAUGCUUUAGAUGAGCCUGAGGCUAAAGCAUCAUUGAUUUGGAUUAUUGGUGAAUACGCAGAGAAAAUAGAUAAUGCAAAUGAAUUAUUAGACUCAUUUUUAGAGACUUUUCGGGAUGAGAAUGUGCAGGUGCAAUUACAAUUAAUCACUGCCACAGUAAAGGUUUUCUUGAAGAAACCACAAAAAACUCGAGACAUUGUGCAACAAGUAUUACAAAUUGCUACCACGGAGUGUGAUAAUCCCGAUAUUAGAGAUCGGGCCUAUGUGUAUUGGCGAUUAUUAUCUACAGAUCCUCAAGCAGCAAAGGCAGUAGUAUUGUCCGAAAAACCAGCAAUUUCCGUUGAGAAUCAAUCGAUAUCUCCAGCUUUGCUGGAAGAACUUAUUAAUAAUAUAUCCACUUUAGCUAGUGUAUAUCAUAAACCGCCGGAAACAUUUUUGGGACGAGGAAAAUUCGGAGCGGAUGCUGUUCAGCGAAGAGCUAUCGAGGAACAAGAAGAAGCUUCACGUGAAACGGAAUCGCCAAUUCAAGUCAAAGACGAAAACCUCUUGGAUCUCGACUUCUCUGAUGCAUCUGCUACACCAUCGUCUUCUAAACCAUCGUCUUCUAAUCUAUCAUCUGCUGCUUCACCACCCUCCAGUUCAAUCUCGAAUAACAUUGACGAUCUGUUGGGACUUUUUGGAACAACCACCACUAAUAAUAGUUCAACGACACAAGCAGGAUCUUCGGCUACUACACAAAGCAAUGCAUUGAGUGAUUUGGUUAGUUUGAUAUAA